Molecule: messenger RNA, 705 nt
Organism: Cladophialophora yegresii CBS 114405
Lineage: Eukaryota; Fungi; Ascomycota; Eurotiomycetes; Chaetothyriales; Herpotrichiellaceae
Exons: 1
Coding region: 1-705 (234 amino acids)
Source: RefSeq, a predicted model, not a curated record
AUGAAGAGCCUCUUCAGCAGAUUCAUAGAACAGAACCCUCCAGGAGGCUUUCCGUCCACUCAGGUAGCAUACCAGUCCAGCCAAGGCACCGCUACCGCUGCCCGAGCCGAAGACCAGACGCACCAGGACUCACAGGAAAUAGGCGGGCCCGACUUCCCCGGGUCACCAAGCGACGCCCGCAAGCUGCACGUCCAAUACGACGAUUACUGGAACCUGCACACCACCAUCCAUGUCACGACCGCAAACAACACCAACCCCAACGUCCCCACCGAACUGUACACAAUCGACGCCCGCCACCGCAAACCUCAAAUGCGAAUCCGGUCGCCUGCACAAAACAUUGAGGUCGCGACCGUCGUAUUCCACAUGCUCAAAACGCGCAUCGACGUGACGCUGCGUGGUAGGCAGUUCUCGCUCGAGUCUGCCCGGUUGAACAUGCAGUACUCGUACACAUCCAGGGCGAUGGGUGGGGAGAAAUUGACCUGGCGACCGCGCAAGAAGCUCGACCCGCUGAACAUGGUGCUGUUGAAUGGGCGGGGAGUGGCGAUCGCCAGGUUCAAGCCCGAGUAUUGGGGGUCGAAGCGCGGUGGGCUUCUGGAGUUGUUGCCUGAGUGCUGGACGACUGACGACACGAUGGAAGAGGUGCUGGUCGUGGCGCUCGCGGUCGUGCACUGGAGGGAGACUCAGAGAAUUACUUCGGCGAACUAG